Messenger RNA from Pseudophryne corroboree (corroboree frog), 1497 nucleotides. RefSeq names its product actin related protein 6 (gene ACTR6). Gene Ontology annotation, molecular function: nucleosome binding. Lineage: Eukaryota; Metazoa; Chordata; Amphibia; Anura; Myobatrachidae. The record is from RefSeq and is a predicted model, not a curated record. Gene Ontology annotation, cellular component: Swr1 complex. Bases 67 to 1350 code for a protein of 427 amino acids. The transcript is spliced from 11 exons.
UCUAACAACUUGCAGUCAGACUAUCUAUACGCAGGGAGGUGACCCCCAGUCCUCCCAUUUCCCACAAUGCAGCGGGGAGAGCGGCGCCAGGCUCGUACGGCUCACGUCACACAAUUCCCGGAUGAUCCUUACACUGUAUGCGGGGUUUCAAGACCCGGGAUGACCACCUUGGUGUUAGAUAACGGGGCCUACACUGCAAAGAUCGGCUACAGCCACGGACAAGUCAGUGUUAUUCCUAACUGCCAGUUUAGAUCAAAGACUGCGCGCUUAAAAACAUUCACAGCUAAUCAAAUUGAUGAAAUAAAGGAUCCCUCUGGUCUUUUUUAUAUACUUCCAUUUCAGAAGGGUUAUUUGGUGAACUGGGAUGUCCAAAGACAAGUAUGGGAUUAUCUUUUCGGAAAAGAAAUGUUUCAGGUCGACUUUGUGGACUCGAAUAUCAUCAUUACCGAACCAUAUUUUAACUUCAGUUCAAUUCAGGAGUCUAUGAAUGAGAUUUUAUUUGAAGAAUACCAGUUCCAGGCAGCUCUCAGAGUUAACCCUGGGGCUCUGAGUGCACACAGAUAUUUCCAUGACAACCCUUCAGAACUGUGCUGCAUCAUUGUGGACACUGGCUAUUCAUUCACACACAUUGUGCCGUAUUGCCGCAGUAAGAAGAAGCAAGAGGGUAUAAUAAGAAUCAAUGUCGGUGGAAAGCUGUUAACAAAUCAUUUAAAAGAGAUCAUCUCUUACAGACAGUUGCAGGUUAUGGACGAGACACAUGUAAUAAAUCAAGUGAAAGAAGACGUGUGCUACGUGGCUGCAGAUUUCUACAAGGAUAUGGAGAUGGCCAAAUUGAAGGGGGAAGAUAGCUCCUUGAUGGUUGAUUAUGUUCUGCCAGACUUUAGUACAAUCAAGAAAGGCUUUGUGAAGCCGAGGGAAGAGAUGGUGUUUAGUGGAAAGACUACAGCUGGAGAGCAGAUACUUCGCUUGGCCAAUGAACGGUUUGCCGUUCCAGAAAUACUAUUCCAUCCUUCUGAUAUAGGAAUUCAAGAAAUGGGUAUUCCAGAAGCCAUAGUGCAUUCCAUUCACAAUCUUCCUGAAGAAAUGCAACCUCAUUUCUUCAAGAACAUUGUUCUCACUGGAGGAAACUCGCUGUUUCUAGGGUUCAAGGAACGGGUGUACUCUGAAGUGCGCAAGCUGACUCCUACAGACUAUGAUGUGUCUGUUAUAUUGCCUGAGAACCCCAUCACUUACUCUUGGGAAGGAGGAAAGUUAAUAUCAGAGAAUGAUGACUUUGAGGACAUGCUGGUGACAAGAGAGGACUAUGAAGAAAAUGGGCAUGAGAUCUGUGAAGAGAAAUUUGAUAUUUAAUGAAUUCAUAUUGAAACUGUCAUUAACUACUUUUUAUACAUUUUUUUAGUCUUGUAAAUAGGCUAUGUAAAUUAUUUAUUAGAUUCAUUUGUUAUGUCAGUAUUGGGUGUUGUUUUGUAUGCAUUAAAUCCGCAGUGUUAAAUAUUG